UGCUUCUUCGCAACCGCAAACACAAACAAGAAGAGGCUGCACCGACGGUUAUCGAGUGCACAAGCAGAACGCCAAGGUGAUGGACUUUGGGGACAACCCGCCGCCUGCAGACGAUGGCGGGCUGGACAUGGGGGUUGACCUUGAUCUUGAGUUCGACUCCCCGCUUCUCUCGGGGCAAUCGGCUGCCACGAAGCAGCAACAGCAGCAGCAGCAGCCAGAGCAGUGGCCAGCAGGGGGCAACGGGGGCGGCGAUGACCAAGAGGCGAUGACAAUGGAAGGCAAUGAUGCGCUGGAUGCGCUUGGCUGUCGUGCCACGCCUGCUUCCACGACGUCCACUCCGUUUGACACCAUGUCCAUGGCAUCGCUCGGGAGCCUGGCGACAGAAGCCAAUGCCUCCAGCAUGGCGGCGGAAAAGCGGCUGCGCCACCUCAGCAAGAAGAACCGCGAGCUGACCGCGUCCUUCAACGCCGAGAAGGCCAGAAACACACAGCUCACAAAGAAGGUGCUUCAAAAGGAGAUUGGGGAAGAUGUGCCUGUGAGUCGCAUCUUGCAGGGUGAUAGCAACUGGCAAGGUCGCGCGCAGCAGAUCUCUCUUCUCAAGGCGAAGGUGCACGAGCUGCAGUCACAAGUGAAAGGCUCGUCCUCUCGGUCCACCAGCUCUCUCAGCAGUACGCGUUCACACAGGAGCGAUGGUGGUGUGGCAGACAGGGGACGUCUCGCCAUCCAGAGAAUCGAGGAGAAGAAGAAGGCCGACGUUGAUGCGCUGACCACGCAAUUGACCGAAGCCCAGGACAAGUUGAAGCAGAUGAAAGAGAAGUACGAUGCGGGCAAGGCACGUAACCGGAUGCUGGCGCGAGAGGUUAAGGAGCUCAAGCAGCGGCUGGACACAAGCAAACAGGAGGCUCGCAAUGCAAGCAACCGCGCGUCUGAGCUUGAGGAGCAGGUCAAGUCCCUGGAGGACGAAAUACAGCGCUCAAAGUUGAAACCGCGCGAGAAGCGGACGCGUCACGCGGCACAGGCAGACGCAAUGGACACUGAUGCCAUGUUUGCCAUGCAAGAGCUGACGCGCACAUGCCAGGAACAAGCGCAAACCAUCACAUCUCUCCGCGAACAGCUUGCACAGAGAAUAGCCCGUCCCUGCUCGAGCGCGCGCUCCUCCUCCGCCGGCCGUCAGCCGACGAUGAUGGAGCACGUGCGUGCGUCGACGGCGUCGCGAAGUCGUUCGGCGGGACACGCGAGCGGCGCCGAUCAGGGACACAUGCGCGCACUGGAGGUGGAGCGCGACAAGUACAAGGAGCUGUGCGAUGUGUUGACGAAGCAGCUCGGCCAACAGCGGCAGCCCGUGAAUGUGGAGCCGUUGGGCGACGACGUGCACUCGUUAUCUGAGUCAGCACUUUUACAGCUGGUGCAGGACAAGCACGAGGAGGCGGUGGCGCUGCAGCGGCGAUAUGACACACUGGCGCAGGAGCACAGGCAGCAGAUGGCGGUGAUGGCAAGCAUGGUGGACAAGAUGAAGCACAUCUUCUCCGCCGCAGUCAAGAAGGUGUCAUCCAACCCGGCGUAG
This is a messenger RNA of Salpingoeca rosetta, 1564 nucleotides long. RefSeq lists its product as uncharacterized. The record is from RefSeq and is a predicted model, not a curated record. Gene Ontology annotation, biological process: cytoplasmic microtubule organization; non-motile cilium assembly. The transcript is spliced from 11 exons. The coding region runs from base 80 to 1564 and encodes 494 amino acids. Gene Ontology annotation, cellular component: centriolar satellite. Lineage: Eukaryota; Choanoflagellata; Craspedida; Salpingoecidae.